This is a messenger RNA of Chelonoidis abingdonii (Abingdon island giant tortoise), 683 nucleotides long. The record is from RefSeq and is a predicted model, not a curated record. NCBI's taxonomy places the organism in Eukaryota, Metazoa, Chordata, Testudines, Testudinidae.
UGAGGCUUUCCGGCAACUGCUAGCAGUCAGGAAAUUGCCCUGUGAGGAAAAUUGUGGUUUCUUUAAACUGCUGUCUGCGUACCCACUGCUAGCUAAUAUAAUAUUUCAGUUUGGACACACUUAUUGAAAAUGCAGACUGAGAAGCAGGAUCCAGUAAAUUACUAUGUUGGGAUUGAUGUUGGAACGGCAAGUGUUCGUGCGGCUUUGGUAGACCAAUUUGGGACAAUAGUGGCACAUGCAGAUCAGCCAAUCCAAAUUUGGGAACCCCAACCAGACCACUAUGAGCAAUCCUCUGAUGACAUCUGGGCUGCUUGUUGCACAGUGACAAAGAAAGUCAUCCAACAAGUAGAGGUUGCCUGGAUUCGAGGGCUCGGUUUUGAUGCUACGUGUUCACUUGUUGUUGUGGAUAAGCAGUUUCAGCCCUUGGCAGUUAAUUAUGAAGGGGAAUGUAAAAGAAACAUCAUUAUGUGGAUGGACCAUCGUGCAGCCAGUCAAGUGGACAGAAUCAAUGGAACUCAACACAGUGUUUUGAGCUACGUUGGGGGAGUGAUGUCUGUUGAAAUGCAGCCGCCUAAGUUGCUAUGGAUGAAAGAAAACUUGAGAGAGUCUUGCUGGGAAAAGGCAGGCUACUUCUUUGAUCUUCCAGAUUUCUUAUCAUGGAAAGCAACAGGUGUCACUACAAG